Messenger RNA from Pristis pectinata (smalltooth sawfish), 9603 nucleotides. Its product is annotated as excitatory amino acid transporter 2-like. Gene Ontology annotation, biological process: L-glutamate transmembrane transport. Gene Ontology annotation, cellular component: plasma membrane. The transcript is spliced from 12 exons. Gene Ontology annotation, molecular function: glutamate:sodium symporter activity; neutral L-amino acid transmembrane transporter activity; L-glutamate transmembrane transporter activity. Bases 616 to 2313 code for a protein of 565 amino acids. NCBI's taxonomy places the organism in Eukaryota, Metazoa, Chordata, Chondrichthyes, Rhinopristiformes, Pristidae. The record is from RefSeq and is a predicted model, not a curated record.
UCAGGAAACGCGAGUGAUGUCAGCACGGGAGAGAGGGGUUGGUUGGUGUAAAUCCCACACAGCGCGCACUCUGCCUUAAUGGUGUCAUCUGUGCGUUCAGCAGGCGGGGGCUGAUACCUAACCAGGAGGCAGGAGCCCAGCCCGUCUGCCCCGUUGCCGGAAUCGGAGAAUUCCACGGCACACCGACUGGGAGGAGGUCCCGGAGGCAUCGCUGGCUGUAGGAUUAUACCGCACUCUUAUCCCGACCACACACACACACACACACACACACACACACACGCACAAAGGUAACCCAGUCACAAGGAGCAGGUUCUGGGGAUUUGAACCCUGUUUGAAGUGGAAGAGGCCGAGGCAAAGAUGCUGCUCGACCUGCUGAAUUCCUCCGUCAGUUUGUUUUUUUAGUGCAUCUUGCAAGUACGGACCUGCCGUCCUCUGUGUACCGAGAGCAGGUUCUUUCCAAUGAUUGGACAGGGGAGUCAUAUGGUGUAUCAGCGCAAAAUAGCAAGAGCUUGAAGUCUGAGGAUAAAUGUAAUUUGAGUAGUCAGCUUAAAUAAAUAAGCCACUACCUCUUUGGAUACACACAUUGUGAAGCUAUUACAGCCAAGCACUGCCAGGAUGUCCAAGCUAGUGGAAGUGCGGAUGGAGGAGUGCAAUCUGACGACCGAGAAGCCUCCCUUCAAGCUGCCGCUAUGGAAACGGCUGGGCAAGAACUUGAUGAAGAACCUGCUGCUGUCUCUCACGGUGUUCGGUGUGAUAUUCGGAGCGUUCGCCGGAUGUUUGCUGCGAUACGCAGCCCCCAUACAUCCCGACAUCGUCAUGAUCAUUGCCUUCCCGGGAGACAUUCUCAUGCGCAUGCUGAAGAUGCUCAUCCUUCCUUUGAUUAUCUCCAGUUUAAUUACAGGUCUGUCUGGUCUCGAUGCCAAGGCCAGUGGGCGCUUAGGGACCAGAGCCAUGGUGUACUACAUGUCCACCACCAUCAUUGCGGCUGUGCUCGGCGUGAUCCUCGUGUUGGCCAUUCACCCUGGAAAUCCUGCACUGAAGAUACAGCUGGGAGAAGGGAAGAAGAACGACGAGGUGUCCAGCCUGGAUGCAUUCCUGGAUCUCAUCCGAAACCUCUUUCCCGAAAACCUGGUGCAAGCCUGCUUCCAGCAGAUACAAACAGUCAUCAAGAAAGUGGAGAAGCCCCCUGAGGAUCAGAGUGUUGCCAACAUCUCGGCGAUCAUGCUGGAAGUGGUGAAUGAAACCCUGGGGGAAUCGCAAGGACCCAGCUACACCAUCACCAAGAGCUUGCAGUUCAAGGAUGGGAUGAACGUGUUGGGUGUGAUUGGGUUCUUCAUUGCUUUUGGUAUCGCCAUGGGGAAAAUGGGGGAGAGGGCACAGCUGAUGGUGGAGUUCUUCAACAUCCUCAACGAGAUCGUCAUGAAGCUGGUGAUAAUGAUCAUGUGGUACUCCCCCCUGGGUAUUGCCUGUCUGAUUUGUGGGAAGAUUGUAGCCAUAGAAGACUUGGAGGUGGUUGCCAAGCAACUGGGCAUGUACAUGGUGACGGUAAUCGUUGGGCUUAUCAUCCACGGAGGCAUCAUCUUGCCGCUGAUGUACUUCGCGAUAACCAGGAAGAAUCCUUUCUCCUUCCUAGCGGGAAUCUUCCAGGCCUGGAUCACUGCUCUGGGGACAGCAUCCAGUGCUGGGACCCUGCCCGUCACUUUCCGCUGCCUGGAGGAGAACCUGGGGAUCGACAAGCGAGUGACCCGAUUCGUUCUUCCGGUCGGUGCUACCAUCAACAUGGAUGGGACUGCCCUCUACGAGGCUGUGGCUGCCAUAUUCAUCGCCCAGAUGAACAACAUCCAGUUGGAUGCAGGCCAGAUAGUGACUGUGAGUUUGACAGCGACCUUGGCCAGCAUUGGAGCUGCCAGUAUUCCCAGUGCAGGACUAGUCACCAUGCUCCUGAUUCUCACUGCUGUUGGACUCCCCACUCAAGACAUCAGCCUCCUCAUUGCUGUGGACUGGCUGCUGGACAGGAUGAGGACCUCGGUGAACGUUGUCGGCGACUCAUUCGGGGCUGGCAUCGUCUUCCACCUGUCGAAGGAGGAGCUGGCGAACAUCGAUGCCCAGCAUGCCUUGCUCGAGGAUGGGAGACUGGGCAAGGCAUCCUUCAUACACGAUGGCAUGAAGGCCCACCAUGAGAACAACUCAAACCGGGCCAACUACUCAGACAACUCUGUCCAGGCGGAAGAGGCCAAGGUGACCAUGGCCAAGAAUGGCACAGCUGCCGACCACACAGUUGUUGAGGAGGAACCUUGGAGCCGGGGGAGCUGAGGAGAGUGGGGCAACCCGAUACCAUCACCCACGAGCCCCGCACCUCCCCUCUCCCCCUCCCCCACCCCCGCCCCCGCACCCCCGCACCCCACCGAAGCUCGCUUCUGCUGAAACCGUUCGUCCGACGGGAAACAAGCAAAUAAUAGCAAGAUGAAAUUCUUUCGUACUUUUAUGUAAGUGUGGUUAGUGCAAGGUCCAAGUAGAGAGCUGGUGAAGGGGACACCUGGGGUUUUACCAGUUGCUGCAUAGUCCUUUACAGGUCUCCACACGGUCACUCGGGAAAGAGGAAGGAGAGGGAAAGGAGCCCAUUUGGAAGAAGCAAGUUUGCAAAGCUAAGCGCAAGACUGCAAGGUGUAUGUCCCGCACCCACUACCCUUUUGCCCUGCCUGAGAGUAUUGUGAGUUGCCUGUGUUGUUGGGAAAGAUAUUUAUAUUGUUGCACAUCCAGGAUUUAACCCUCUUCUAUUUGCUCUGUUGGGUCUUGCCAACCUGUAUUGCAAUGAAGCACAUAAAUUUUGACCUAACUGGUCGGCACAGGCCAUUCUCAGGGAAGUGACCUGGUUUAAUGCGUGACACUGCUAUUGGCGAGCUCCACAAGUGCACCAGUCCAGCGACGUCGCCUCCAGCUCCGCUCCCUCUUGAAGGAAGGGCAGAUCCCUCGCACUCUGCUCUGGGAAAUGUGCCUCGGCGCUGUGGGAUCAGCCAGCAAGGCAGAGCUUGGGGCAGGAGGGUGCAGGAGGGAGCCUGCACGCUGGCCUGCUUCCUGUCAGUCUCAGAACGACGCAGGUCCCCUUCCCGUCCCCAAAUCCCGCCUCUGGCCACGGGGGAAGUACCUGAAAAAGUUGUACCAGCUUCCUUCCUUUCGGGUUCCGUGUAGGGAUCCAAGAGGGAUAACAUUCCAGCACCGCUCAAGGCCGGGGUGGGGGUUGGUGUCCGCGGGUCUGAGAGAGGCGCUCACUACUCCAGCUUCUCCUUUGCCUCUAGUGGUCCAAUUAUCCUGCCCGCACUCUGUCACCCAUUGGGAGAUCCUGGACCACAGGAUUAAGAGUUGGGCCCCAUCACAUGAAGAAUGGCUGAAGCUCAUUCGCCAUUCCUGCAAGGGAUGUUGCCACAGCGGGGCAUGUCUUUAAUGACCCCUGAGUAACCUUUCAAUGGCGUGACCCAAAUUUAAGUCCCCAGCAGGAUAAAGUUGUCAGCUGACCCCGUUAGUGAGUUGUUCAAACAGUAAACCACCCCCCCACUGGGGAUCAAAGAGGUGUUGGUGGCAGGUCCACACUGACCCAAUAUUUUGCAUGUAUCUAAUCCAAACAGGUGCCUAAUUCAAAGUCAAAGUCAAAGUCAAGUUUAUUGUCAUACGCACAAGUACCCGUAAGCAAGGUGCAAUGAGAAACUUGCUUGCAGUGCUUUUCAUCACUGACUUGAAGCAGCUUAGGUGUCUGCUGUGGGAAGACUGAUACACAAGUGGUGAUCCAGUUCAGCUAAGGCUUGAGUUACCUUGCUAGGUUGGGGAGGGGAAGUGAAUCCUUUGUUACCCAUGAACCCAUACCACUUGACUCCUCAUCCCUUGUAACGACAGCAGCCAAUGUGUCAAAAUCUGGCUCUUGACCCAGAGAAGGGUAAAGGUGCCACUCUCAACUGUGAAUGUUUUUUGUUUGAUGGAGUCUGUUGGCAGGUUCAUCCACUGCUGGGUAGAAUGGUGUUGAGCAAAUAUUCUCGAUCCACAACCCCCAGACACUGCCUUUGACUUCAGCACCACGGACAAGCACAAGUCUUCUGUCAAACUUUUCUCUCUGCCAAUUCACUUGUCUCGAAGUUCACAAGAGUGCCAAAUGAUGCCCAAUGUCCUUGGGGCCCGGUUGGAACACAAGGGAGGGUAUCUGGCUCAGGAAUCUCUUCUGCUGACAUCCUUGGCAAAUGCAGACACAAGGAUCCCAGAAGUAGACACUCCCUGAGCAGGUUAACCCUCAUGUGCAGGGGGUGGAUUGUGAAUUUUUAUGUAAAAGAUCAUUUGCCUCAUGCAACAGGCAAGACUAUAUUACAAUCUGUGCAAUUAGGUUUUAAAGCCCUCUGCUGAGAGAUUUCACAGAUGGAAGAAUCUCCCGGAUUGUAAUCUUUGAAGCAAAUUAGAAAUUGCUUUAAGGAUGCAGUUGGUUCAUGCUGUUCAGUGUUAACUGGUUUUCUACUUUCUCAGAGUGUCUCCUUGAGCUGUUGUAUUACUGUGGACUAUUAUUAAAUUUUGUACUUGUGUCUAACGUAAACCUUGCAUGAUAUUUAGUGCACAUACUACUUUGAAGCAAUCGGGCGACAUUGGGUGUUAAUUGUUCUUAGUUUUUAUGCCAUAAUUUUUAUACAUUCUUGUAACUUCUUAACUUCAGCUUUCCAAAUCCCUAAAAGAACCUGGUAUGCCUUUUCAUAGUUAAAGUUUUGCAGGUGUAGGAAUUUGUGUGUGUGUGUGUGUGUGUGUGUGUGUGUGUGUAUGUGUGUGUGUGUGUGUGUGUGUGUGUGUGUGAAAUUAAAAAAGAACAGCUAAUGGAUUGAAAAAUGUAGUGCAUUGGGAAGAUAAGGGAAGAGGAGAUACUGUGAUAUCUGAAGUACACAGCCAGGAGAGAUUGGAAGGUGAGGAGAUUUUCCAAUCACAUCAUGAAUUAUUCCCGCUCCCACUCACAAUGCAACAGAUACAAAGUUCUGUCUCUGUGGCUGGUUUGGUGGAAACCCACCCCACAGCUGGAUAGGCAGGAACCUCAUGUCAGCUGAGCUCGACCAGUGAAGGUGUUGGUUGCUUGGGUGAUUUGCCCAGUACGCAUUGGGCGCAACCCAUCCAAGAAUAAAGUGGAAUGCUAAUACUUUUGGAGCAGGAAGGAGAACACUGUGACGUCAAUAGCAAAUUGGCAGAGGGGCUGAAAGCAUCCAGUGAAGAAGAAGUGUGUAGCGGUCAGGUAUACCUUCCAAUCUGAUCCACAGAUCUGACAGAAGCUGACACUCCCUCCCACGUCACGCAACCUCCUGACUUCCUCCUGUCCCACCAGCCCCUGUACCCUGCCCCAUCACCUCCACCCCUUCUCUGAUAUCCAGCGGACCUUUAGGGAAGUAAUUUUAAAAAAAAACCCAGAUGCUGGAAAUCUGAAACGAAAUCCGGAGAUGCUGGAAACACUCAACAAGUCAGUCAGCAUCCACGGAGGGAGAAACCAGUCAAAGGUCAUUGACCUGAAGCGUUAACUCAGCUCCUCUCUCUGCAGAUGCUGCCUGACCCGCUGAGUAUCUCCAGGCACAUUCUGUGACAAUUUAGGGAAGAAAAACAAAUUUGCAAAAGAUCUCUGCAAGUGAGUUAGAUGGCACUCUGGUGUUUGUCAACCCAGGGCCCCAGACCACUGCUGGAGAAGCUUCAGAAUUUAACCUGUGGGCUCAGCUUUUCCCUCAUUAAUGUGCGAGGAACAGGAGAUACAAGAGCUUCCACUCAUGGUGCCGGAUGUGCCGCAGAACACCUACCGGUGCAGUUCCCGUAGCAACCUUCAGGUGCUGAUGCACCAUGCUGAUGUGAAGAAGCACCACGCUGGGCCGAUUCGCAGAUCUGCUUGCUUCAAAACAAAUGAUGUGAUGCUCCUGGCCUUUGAUCCAAUCUGUUGGCAUGGAGCAUCCUCACAAUUCUGAGUGUGCUCUUCAGAAGCUGGAGGUUAAGCUUUUAUUCUGGAUGUCUGUGCCCUCUGCUUGGGCUGUGGCCUCACGUUGGGAUGGUCCCAGGGUCGUAGUAGAGCAGUGCGAUGCAGAGUCCAAGAAGGAACUUGCUCCAAUGCACCUUGCUGCAAUCCCUCUCUUACUUUAUGUGACCCACCCAUCUACUCAACAGCCAGUUGUUCUGUUCCGAUUAGAGUUCUCUUACGUGGCAGCUAUGAGUGAUGGCGGUGGAGUGGCCUGGGCCACGCCUUUCUUGGAAUGUGACAGGUUUAGACUUGCUGGAAGUGAGAACUCUCAUCCUGGACCUGCUUACCACUUCAUGGUUUACACGACCAGUGUGGUAUCUGGGCUGGAAUUCCUUCAGAGGGCUUUGUCCCGGAUUCCCAAGGCAACGUUUAAGAAAUAAAAGGCCAUUCGACCCUUUAUGCCUACCUCCCAGUUCCAUAAGCCUUCAGCCCCACUCUCCUGCACCAACCCCACAUCCAAAUGUCUCUCAAUCUCUGUCUUGAAUAUAACUCAGUGAGCGAGCCUCCACAGCCCUCUUGGGUAGAGAAUUCCAAAGAUCCACUGCCCUCUGGGUGAAGAAAGAUCUUCUCACUGUCCUGAAUGGCCAUCCCCUAAUUUUGAAACUGUGACCGUUGGUCCUGGACACCUUAGCCUUGGGGACAUAUUUCCUCCUCCACUCUGCCAAGCCACAUAAGAAUAUGUAUGUUUCAAUGAAAUCUCCUCUCGUUUCGCUAAACUCUGUGGCACAGGCCCAGUAUGUAUAAUCUCUUCUCAUGGGACUAACCCGCCCCCUCCCCACUGCUCACUCACUGACCCAGAAGUCAAUCUGGUGAACCUUUGCUGCAUUGCCUUUAUUGCAAGCAUAUCCUUCCUUGGUUAGGAAGACCAGACCUGUCCACAAUACUUAAUAUUAAGCACAGUUGUGGUCCAUUUACAUGUUCCACAGUACUAAAGCUGAGCACAUUCCUGGAGCUUUUGAGGCAGCACCUCCCACCUUCCUAACACAUCCAUCUUGAGAGCGCUCUACCUAAUUUCUGGAAAUUCAGCAGACUGGAUAAAUUUCGCCACUUAGUCUAACUUCCUUCUCUCAUAUCCUACUGCCUCUUCAUAAUGAAUCCAUUAAAGCUUCCAACGGAAAAAGAAUCCAAUCUGCACCAAUUGCACUGUGAUUUGACUCCAGGAUUGCUUCCUGGAUCUUCAGUUGCUGAAGAUUCCAUGAAAGUCCCAGAGAUCUUGGCAAUCCUAGAUAACCUGUGCCUGGGAAAGAUUUAUACUGGGCCAGGGAGGACACAGUGGCGGAGCUACUGGCUCACAGCCCCAGUGACCCGGGUUCAAUCCUGACCUCGGAUGCCUGUCUGUGUGGAGUUUGCACGUUCUCCCUGUGACCACAUGGGUUUUUUUCUCCCGUUUCCCAAAGGUGUGCGAGUCGGUAGGUUAAUUGGCCGCUGUAAGUUGCCCCUAGUGUGUGGGUGAGGGGUAGAAUCUGGGAUGGACGGGGGAUAGAAUAAAAUGGGAUUAGUGUAAAUGGGUGCUUGAUGGUCCACACAGACCCGAUGGACAGAAGGGCCUGUUUCUGUGCUGUAUGACUCUAUGACCGAGGAUCACCACCCAACAAUUAAAACAGGGCCCUACCUCGCCCGAUGCUGGCUCCCACCAACGUUGAACUGAUAGAAUGAAGGGUGGAGGAGUCAAACAGUGGACAGAGGCAGCUGCCCAAGUGAAUUUUUGUUUUGUCUUCUCUUGACUGAAGCACUUAUUUCAGGGAAAGUUAGAGAGGGCCGGUUUCCUCAUGAGUGUCUCUCGUACUGAACACCUGAUGCACCGAAGGUAGUUUCUGUCCGUCAAACCAGAAUUGGGGCUUGCAUAUCUGAGCAGCCAGUGACACUGGGGGUGGACGGGCCCAGCAACUCAUCAACUAUGAGGCUGUACUUGAGUGAGAUUGGUGUGUGUGUGAGUGACGUGGUAUAACCUUCAACAAUGGGUGUGGUGCUGACAGAGGAAGUCAGCCAGGUACACCGUUGGUCUUAAGAACAGGCGGAAUUCCUCCUCGGCACUUAUGUGUGACUUACCAGGUUAAAGCAACAGGCGGCUCCUUCAGUGACUGGAGUCAGACACUGGCUGAAAUACACCAGUGUACAUGCAGUGCUGGGCAUAGGGACAACUGUUGGUUCGUACCCAAGGGAGACGAGCCCCCCCCCCCCCACAAAAUGUCUUCCCUACUUGUAUUGGAUUGCAAUGAUGUUGGACAAAUCCAGGACCAGUUAUUACUCAGACCGCCCAUUGCAGUCCAUCAAAGCCCCUCAAGUUCACUCAGAAACUGUCAAUGGAUCUAAAAGUACACAGAGCACAACACCCAGGUGUGGUGCGGGUGUGACUUUGCACAGGCCGUAUAUCAAAGUACGCAUAGGCAGAGAAGUUAACAUUUCACUGACUAAACCCGCACUGGAUGCAGCAUUCGAGUCAGCGAUCUGCCCUCUAAGGGUUAAACCGUGUAACAAUCUGUAGGAGGUGUCUACCCCCCUCCCAAGGAGUAAGCAGCGUAACAAUCAGUGGGAGUGAUCUGCCUCCUCAGGGGUAAUUCCUCUAAUAGUGGUUGUAAUGCAGCCUUUGGUGUGGAUGAAUACGGUUGUUGGGUUUCUAUUACAAACACCACAGUCACAAUAUCUCCGCCUGCUCGGCUGUGAUAAAAGCCAGGAGCUCCCUCUGCAGCGUAGACACAGUGUAUAGACUAGUGGCAGGUUGCCCCUCUCUCUGAAAGGCGAGUCCCCGCGGCCCCCGUCCAUAACACAGAGGUACAGCAGUAUUCCAUGCAACACAGGGGCUAGCCACUCCCCGCACAUCUCCAGGUGCCCUGCCCUCCCCUCUUCACCCCCUUCCCCCACCCUCCCCUUGUCCCCUCCUUCUCUCCCCUCCACCCUCAGCCACUCCCUCCCCCUCUCCCCUUUUAUCCUCAUUCUGUUCCUCCACCCCCUCUCACCUCGAGCAGUGUCCUCCCCUCCCACUCCAGGUCUUCACCUCUCCUCCCCUCCCUCCGCCAUCGUCCCAUCCCUUCUCUUCUCCCCUUCCACCUUUACCUGGUUCUCCUCCUCUCACCCUUUCCACCACCUUUCCAUCCCCUCACCCUCACCUCUCCACUUCCUAUCCCCCUCGACCCAUUUCCCCCAUCCUUGCACCCCCGUCCCUAUCCCAAUCUAUUUUUCCCCUCUCUCUCCCUCCGGAUAUGCCCCCUAUAGUUCCUCACUCCCCGUUAGUGGUCUCCCCUUUGCUGUCAGUGCUGUGUCUCAGCGUUGGCUGACCAAUGGGUUCGACCUCUCCCUAUGUUGGCAAGGUUUUGGGUUGAAGCGAGUGCGAUCUGUAGCAAGCACGGAUGGAACUGACUUCCUCUGUCAAGUCCCCCAUGUGUUUAAACAUCAUUUUCAUUGAUUUAUAUGGAAGGUUUUCUGAUCUCUUGUUCAUCCUUUGUGGAAACGCUGUUGACAUCCUCAUGUAUAAACCUGCAUUCUUUAUAUAUCGAAGGGCAGAGACACAACUGGAUUAUUUCUCUCUGUGCUGUAUUUUUGGUGUUAUUAUAAGUUUACAGAAAAGUCUAAUAAAUGUUUAUUGGUACCUCGGU